AUGGCAGGAAGGGGAAGAAUGAGUAAUGGUUUUAACAAUUAUGAUAAAGAUGAUUACCAAACAGAAAUGAAUUCUCAGGAUGGUGGUUCCCAAAUGAAACAAAAUCAAAGAAGGGAAAGUGGGCAACCAACACUCCAUGUUGCAAAUAUACCCCAAGGAUUAGAUGAGAAAGGGCUUAGUAAUAUAUUCGCUGCUGAGUGCAGUGUACCUGUUCGUGUUUACAUAUCAAAAAAUAAGAAAGGUCAGCAGUCUAAUACGUACUGGGGAUUUGUUGAAUACAAGACUGUAGCUGAAGCACAAAGUGCGAUUUCAGCUGUACACAAAAAACCUCCAUACGAAUUAUUUGUUCAAUUUUCAAAGGCUUAUCAGGAUAGUAGCAGAGAAAAAUCUGAAAAAUAUACAGGAAAUAUGGGUCCCACUCGUGGUCAAGGACAAUUCCCCCCAUCGAAGGAACGUAACAAUUAUAGGACAUCACGUUCCAAUGAUGAAUCGUUUAAUGAAGACUUUGUAGAAGAUAAUAAUUCCUACAGCUUUUCAUCGCCUGUGGAGAAAAAUACAAGUAGUCCAGCAGAGAAGCUAACUGGAUUGCCGAUAGAAAAAUACACUCAUGUGGAAAUUACUGAUGAAAUGGAUUUGCACGUUGCAGCAUAUAUGAGCAGCCGUGCCAAAGAUUUAACUCUUAACGAUCUCUCCGACCUGUGCUCAGAAAUCAAACUUGCACUGCCUUUCAAACCCGGACAAUGUAGUUAUUGUUUUAGGACUGCUAUUUACACAUGUUCACGAUGUAAAACAUGGUACUGUUCAGAUUUUUGUCGGGCAACUCACUGGCCUCAACAUAAAGAUAAAUGUAGCCCGCGUUCAGUAAUUUUCGAAAAGGAUGGAACUCUAACUUACAAAGAUGUAUCUGAUGCUUUUUGUAAUGAGCAACCCGUUAUGCAGAAAAAUAUUGGUAUGAAAAGUCCUCGAGAUUUUCAAGGAAAAAAUUAUAAUCUAGAUUAUCAAAAUGAUGGUUUUAACAAUUAUGAUAAUGGUUUCGAAAGAAAUAAUCCCAGAGUUAAUGAAAAAUUCAGCAGAGAUAAUAUAGAAAAUGGAAACAGAAGUCCUGAUAAUAGAUUGGGAAGAGAAAAUCACUCUGCUUCCGAUCAGGGAAACAGAGGUUAUCAAAGAAACAGUCAUAGAGGUGGAGCAGGAGGAGGAGACAGAAGAGGUGGAGGAAGGCAGUUUGGAGGGCGGCCUGAUAGAAAUACUCAUAAUCACCGAAGCAGAAAUAAUAAUGAAAGCGAUUCCUACAACAGUGUAGAACCUUUUAAUGGACCUGAUCCAGAUAAACCUCAGAGUCAUAAAUCCAGCAAUCUAAGUCAAGCACCUAUCCCUCCUAACACAUUUACAAAAGUUACUGUAGGGGCUGUUAAACGUGAUAAUGAAUUUUGGGCUUACAAAUUGGAUGACUACCAAAAACAGGGAUCUAUGAUGACUGAAUUAAAGAAAUGCGUCCUCGAAGGAGAUCAUGCUGACAUAAGAAUAGAAACUGGUUCAAAAUGUAUCGCACCUUAUGAAGGAGAUUGGUACAGAGCAGAAAUCGUCCAAAUCUUCAGAGACAAUGUUAAAGUUGUUUUUAUUGAUUUUGGCAAUGAAUCAGAAGUGAAGAAAUGUGAUUUAAAAUCAUUACCAGAAUAUAUUGCAUCGGAACCACCUAUGGCUCAUAGAUUUGUACUUGCUAAUUCACCAGAUAAUCAAAAAUUACAUGAAGAACUCACUUUUAGCAUUAAACCAGUGAUGCAGGACAAAUCUGGAAGAUGGUUGGUUCAUGCUGAAGGUGUCAACUACCCUCCCACGAACGGCUUUGAAGAUUAA
This is a messenger RNA of Nezara viridula (southern green stink bug), 1854 nucleotides long. NCBI's taxonomy places the organism in Eukaryota, Metazoa, Arthropoda, Insecta, Hemiptera, Pentatomidae. The record is from the annotation of a GenBank genome assembly.